AUGUUGCGAUUACCCGCCGUCAAUUUCGUCACGCUACAUUAUGCGUACAUUAUCUUCAUGGGUCUUUUGGCCCUUGUGGUAAUGUGCCCUGCAGGGAACAUGGCUGCCAUUGAUGCCUACUUUUUCGGCGCCAGCGCCUCGACAGAGUCUGGUUUGAAUACAAUUGAUGUCAAAGAGCUGUAUACGUAUCAGCAGCUGUAUAUUUACUUCAUCCCCAUCUUCACGAACCUCGGAUUUGUCAACAUCGUCGUCGUCAUUGUGCGACUACACUGGUUUAAAAGGCAUCUCAAGAGAGUUGCGCCUCGAUUUCUCGCAUCUGUAGAAGACGAAGAUACCAAACUCGAGAAUGGCUUCAAGAGCGCCACGGUAAACCAAUCCGCGACGCAACAGGAAUCCUCAAACGAUCAGGACGACACGGAGAAGCGCCAGCACAUUGCGUUUGACGCCUCUGCCGAAAAGGACAGCCACCCCAAGAAUGGCACUGUGCUGUAUAUUCCUGGACCCAGAGACCGCGACCAAGGCCAUCCGUUCGUAGAGAUGAACAAGGACCCUGCCGACAGCCGAGACGAUAUGGCCAUUGAACCUCUUCCGCGACUCAGCGUCCAAGGUGGUCUGCGUCGCCGCGCGGAUGGCCAGCAGCGUCUCGGCGAGACCCUUUCCAUGGACCGCGCCACGAGCAUUGCCACUUCCAUGUUUGUAAUCGGCGCGGACCCAUCCAAAGCGCGUCGCGUAUCGACCUCGUCGCAGCAGGCACCCAAGCUUAAUGACAUGCCGUUUCUCUCGCGCGAGGUCACGGUUGGCCGCAACUCGAACUUCGGCAACUUGACUUCCAAAGAUCGUGAGGAGCUCGGCGGCAUAGAGUAUCGUGCUCUCAAGCUUCUUCUGAAGAUUGUCAUCGGCUACUUCUUCGGGCUGCAUCUCUUUGGUGCCAUCUGCCUGGUGGGCUGGAUUCAGUAUGCGAGUCCCAAGUAUACCGAUUACCUAGCGUCGGUUGGGCAGGACAAGAACUGGUGGGCCUUUUACUCUUCACAAACCAUGAUUUCCAAUCUUGGCUUCACUCUCACACCGGACUCCAUGAUCUCCUUCCGCGACGCCGGCUGGCCCAUGUUCAUCAUGAGCUUCCUUGCCUUUGCCGGGAACACACUGUACCCCGUAUUCUUGCGCCUCAUUAUAUGGACCAUGUCAAAGGUCUGCCCGCGCAACGCGUCCAUCCAACAGCCGCUCGCCUUCCUGCUCGACCACCCGCGCCGCUGCUACACGCUGCUCUUCCCUAGAGGCGCAACAUGGGCGCUCUUUGGCAUAAUCUUCGUGCUCAACUUUGUCGACACGCUGCUCAUCAUUGUUUUAGACCUGACUAACAGCGCCGUCUCGGAACUGCCACUGGGGCCACGAAUCCUCGCGGCCAUUUUCCAGGCGGCAUCGUCGCGACACACCGGUACCGCAACAUUUAACCUUGCCGAGGUGAACCCGGCAGUGCAGUUUAGCUUGCUGGUCAUGAUGUACAUUGCCAUCUUCCCCAUCGCCAUGGCGGUGCGCGUUUCCAAUACAUACGAGGAGCGGUCACUCGGCGUGUAUGAGAGCGACGGGCAGGUGAAUGAGCAAAAGGGGUCAGCGUACCUUCUUACGCACAUGCAGAACCAACUAAGCUUUGAUCUGUGGUACAUGUUCUUGGGCAUUUUCUGCAUCUGUGUUGCCGAGUCGCGCAGGAUCAUGGACUUGGAUGAGCCGGCUUUUGCAGUGUUCCCGAUUUUCUUUGAAGUCGUCUCUGCCUAUGGCAAUGUCGGCCUUAGCCUGGGCUACCCAACUGUGGCAACUUCUCUCUGCGGCCAAUUCACCAUAUUUAGCAAGCUCGUCAUCUGCGCCAUGAUGAUUCGCGGUCGCCACCGAGGUCUUCCAUACCAGCUAGAUCGUGCCGUCAUGCUGCCUGGCGAGCGCAGAGAAGAGACGGAGGAAACGACAGGAGAAUCCACCGAGGGAAAGGAAUGA
This is a messenger RNA of Akanthomyces muscarius, 1986 nucleotides long. RefSeq lists its product as uncharacterized. The record is from RefSeq and is a predicted model, not a curated record. The coding region runs from base 1 to 1986 and encodes 661 amino acids. Gene Ontology annotation, biological process: intracellular potassium ion homeostasis; potassium ion import across plasma membrane. Gene Ontology annotation, cellular component: plasma membrane. Gene Ontology annotation, molecular function: high-affinity potassium ion transmembrane transporter activity. NCBI's taxonomy places the organism in Eukaryota, Fungi, Ascomycota, Sordariomycetes, Hypocreales, Cordycipitaceae. The transcript is spliced from 10 exons.